Drosophila suzukii is the source of this 1240-nucleotide messenger RNA. The record is from RefSeq and is a predicted model, not a curated record. NCBI's taxonomy places the organism in Eukaryota, Metazoa, Arthropoda, Insecta, Diptera, Drosophilidae.
CAGUCGUACAGAACAGUUCAAUUAUAUUUUCGUGUUUUAAGAUCCUGUCAACGCCAAUGAUUGCAUAGAAUCUCUUGUGAGGAAGAAGCCGUCUUCCAUUCGGUAAUCGAAGUCUGGCAGCGACUACCCAAGUCGAGUGCUCGGACAAUGACGACUGCUCUGGGAAGAAGGCCUGCCUGGACGCGAAGUGCAUCGAUCCCUGUUCCCUGCCCAAUGCCUGUGGAGCUCAGGGUUGCUGCUCGGUGCAGAACCCUAUUGGAAUCUGCUCCUGCGCGGCGGGCAGUACCGGAGAUGCCAGGUUGGGAUGCGUGCAGCUGCAGUACUGCCAGCAGGAUGAACAGUGUGCCCAGGGAAGCAUCUGCUCCCAUAGCAUCUGGAGUGCCCUGUUCCUGUGCCUGCCAGGGAACCUGCAAGUCGAACUCCACCUGCCCCAGUUCCACUUCUUUUCGAAUAACAUUUGUACCAAGGAACUGGAGUGCCAAUCGGAGGACUAGUGUGACGAGGAUGAAAGCUGUCAGUGAUGUCUACGGACGUGCCAAGUGGGAGUCCGUGUGCCUGGGCAGCGCCGCAUGUGUCUGGAAUGCCGAGAGUGUGGUCCGAUCUCCUAUGCCUCUGCAAGAAGGGAUUCUUCGGAGAAGCCAAGUACGAGUGCAGCAGCGACGACGAUGACUGUUCAAAUGACCAUAGCUGUGACAACCAUAUGUGGAAGAUCGCCUGCCCUCUGCACCAGCAGCAGUACCAUUUCAUCGACAAACUGACGAAGCAGCCAUCUUCCACUGUCUCAACCAAGUCGGCAUCCGGGCCCACAACUUUCCCGUAGUGCUUGUUCAUCGACACCACCUCGACGAUUGUUGUGCAAUUCGGACGAGUCCCUAUUAACGAGCAUUCCUCGUCCUUCGAUUUUCUAUCCCGGAAUCGUUGAGCGAGUGGAAAAGGGGUUUUCCAGAGGGAAAGGUCUUUUCCCACUGGCACAACGAAUCCGGCAUAGACCAUCCAAGGACGAGGAAUCCCCGUUAAUAGGGAUUCGUUUGAACUGCGAACUAUCGAAGUGGUGCCGGUGUCCAAGCAGUACCAGGAAGCUGUGGGCCCGUAUACCGACUUGGUUGAGCUAGUGGCAGGAGGUUGCUUCGUCAAUAGAGUUGCGAUCAUGGCCUGAGCCCGGCAUUUAUCCGCAGACACUCUUGGAACAUCGAGGAGGGGUUCCCAAUCUUCGGAACAGAUGCAGAAACCAUAAUAAACA